Molecule: messenger RNA, 1904 nt
Organism: Struthio camelus australis
Lineage: Eukaryota; Metazoa; Chordata; Aves; Struthioniformes; Struthionidae
Source: RefSeq, a predicted model, not a curated record
GCGGUUGUUGCCCGCGUAGUUCUCUUGCCGUGUUUGAAUGCAUAGACAACUAACAUCUUGCCCUCUCUCCUCUCCUUCCAGAUUCAUGACUGGGAAAGGGCUGGUCAUCUACCCGGAGAUUGGGGAUAAACUGGACAUUAUCUGCCCCAAGGCGGAGCCGUCCAAGCCUUACGAAUAUUACAAGCUGUACCUGGUGAAGAAGGACCAGGCAGAUGCCUGCAGCACUGUCAUGGAUCCCAACGUGCUGGUGACUUGCAACCGGCCCGAGCAGGAGAUUCGCUUCACUAUCAAGUUUCAGGAGUUCAGCCCCAACUACAUGGGCCUGGAAUUCAAAAGACAGCAAGAUUACUUCAUUACAUCCACUUCUAAUGGGACUCUGGAUGGCCUGGAGAACAGAGAAGGAGGCGUCUGUCAGACACGCUCCAUGAAGAUUGUCAUGAAAGUGGGGCAGGAUCCGAAUGCAGUGAUCCCAGAGCAGCUGACAACGAGUCGGCCUAGCAAGGAAUCCGACAACACAGUGAAAAUUGUCACACAGAGUCCACGCAACAAGGUCCCUGCGGUGGAAGAGCCUGGGAAGCCAGGUUCUGUCAACCAAGAUGGGCAGGAAACCCAAGGUCCCAGCGAUGGAUUCUUUGGCUCCAAGGUUGCAGUUUUUGCUGCGAUUGGUGCUGGCUGCGUCAUCUUCAUUCUCAUCAUCAUCUUCCUCGUCGUCCUCCUGAUCAAGAUCCGCAAGCGGCACCGGAAGCACACCCAGCAGCGGGCCGCAGCCUUGUCACUCAGCACCUUGGCCAGCCCAAAAUGCAGUGGGAACGCAGGCUCAGAACCCAGCGAUAUCAUCAUCCCCUUACGGACUACAGAAAACAACUACUGCCCUCACUACGAGAAGGUGAGCGGAGACUACGGGCACCCCGUCUACAUUGUCCAGGAGAUGCCCCCCCAGAGCCCGGCCAACAUUUACUACAAGGUUUGAGGAGCAGCCUCGGCAACCCGCCAAUGCAAGAGCCCGAGAGCGCCGAGAGCCCUGGGGGCAGCCGCUGGGUCUCCCCACUCGUGCGCUCGCUCUGCGAGGGAGGAAGCGAAACGACCCCCACGGCAAGACGAGGGGAGCGCAAGGGUCUGGCACCAGAUAGUGGAUCACUCGCUCGCACGCUCUCGCUCUGUUUCUCCCCUUUGUAUUUAGUUUUGUAGUUCUCAGCUUUUGUAAUCCCAAGACUUGAGGGUGAGCCUUCAGUAUCCUCCUCUUCUUCUCCAGACUGCACCCUGGCUCUGGUCGCGUCCGGUCGGGGUGCGGGCCUAGCGCCUGCCGCGCGCGGGCGCCGUGCCUUUCCUUGCUCUCGUGGACGCCACUGGCAAACCCGGAAACUCCACUUCCCCUUUUGUGUUUUGGGAUUUCCCUUUGUCACCUGUACGUUAUUGCGUUAAGUACCUGUGUGUCUGGCGCUGCAUCAGCCAUUGCUUCAGUCCAGGAGGGUCCCAGGAGCCUGAACGAGCGCCGGGGCCACAGAGAAGAGCCUCUGCUCCGUGCGGAGCAAGCAGCUUUGGGGGGGAGGAGGAGGAUGCUUUGCCUAGGUGCCAAGGUGCAGACGACUGUGCAGGGAGGAAGCUGGCAAACCCGACUUACUACUACUACUACUAUUAUUAUUAUAAUUAUUUUAAUUUUUUGUAACAUUUUUAUUUUUGUGAAUUCUGGUCCAGAGUCCCGCCACCCACCACCGCCUUCGGGCGCACGCAAUUGCCUCCUUCCACCGUGCCGUCCUGCCGGCCACCGCUGGACGCGGGACACAGACUCCCUCCUUCUCCCAUUGCUGCCAUUUUAAACCUUUGUGUUCGUAGCUGUUGACUCUUGUUUUAGUCUCUUUAUAAAAAGAAAGAAAGAAAAAAAUAUAUAUAUGAUGUCUCAAGCA